Messenger RNA from Fusarium subglutinans, 960 nucleotides. Its product is annotated as alpha beta-hydrolase. The transcript has a single exon. Gene Ontology annotation, molecular function: hydrolase activity. The coding region runs from base 1 to 960 and encodes 319 amino acids. The record is from RefSeq and is a predicted model, not a curated record. NCBI's taxonomy places the organism in Eukaryota, Fungi, Ascomycota, Sordariomycetes, Hypocreales, Nectriaceae.
AUGCCUUCCAUCUCAGCCUCCAUAGUCACCCUUCUCAUACAUUGGUUCCGCUCGAACAAGGCCGCCCAGGAAGAUGAAGAGGCGACGCGUCAGAACAUUCAAGAGACCUACCUCCGACCACAGGACCAUCGCCCUCCCGCUAGCCUUGGCUCAAACAUAACCAUUGAGCGCGUCGACGUGCAGGAAUGGCCUUUAUACAGGAUCUCCACAACAAAUUCUCAGACCAAGAGUCAGCAGCGCAAGGCUCUUCUCUACAUCCACGGCGGAUCUUUUUUUAAGGAAAUAUAUCCCCAGCAUUGGAAGCUCGCCGCGCAAAUCGCAAGUGAGACGGAUCUGGACGUCUUGAUACCGAUUUACCCACUCGUCCCGAGACCAGUGGCCACGGCGCAGAAACUUGCUGAUGGGUUUGUCGAUAUUUGUCGGUUGUCGAAGCAGUCUAUCGUGAGCAUCGCGGGUGAUUCAGCAGGCGGUACACUCGCUCUAGCAAGUACCCUCCAUCUCAGAGAUACAGCGCCUGAUCUAUUCGCAAAAAUACGCUCUCUGAUUCUCAUAGCGCCUUUUCUCGACUGUGCAGUCGAUCAUCCUGAAGCACUACGUCUCGCCAAGAUCGAUUUCUGGCUCGGUGUAACAGGCCUUCGCAUCUCAGGCAAGAUAUUCGCGGGAGACUUGCCGAUCAAGCAUCCCCUCGUCAGUCCGCUAUACGGCCACAUGGAUAAACUUCCACCAUUGCUUAUGUUUGGCGGACCGAGAGACUUGCUCUGCGCUGAUGCUAGACGGUUGAAGUCCAAGUUGCUAGGCAAAGACGUGGAUGAGGCUCCGGCGGGGAGCGUGGAGACAGAUCGGCUUGUGUAUGUUGAGAAGGAGGGUAUGAUUCAUGUUUGGCCUUUACUCCCGCAUAGUGAAGGUGCAGAGGGACGAAAGAUGAUUAGUGCUUUUGUUAACAAGCAUUUAGAGCGAUAG